CUCCCCUUCCCUUCCCUUCCCUUCCUCCCUCUCUCUCUCUCUCUCUCUCUCUCUCGAGCAUCGGCUUCGGUCCAUCCCCUGAGCUCGAGCAAAGCUCCGCCAUGGCUCGGGGCACGCUCUAGGGGGUCUCGCGGUUCGUUCUCGGUCGCGCGGCGGUGCUCGAGGUGUCCCUUUUUUGCUCCGUGGCUCUUUGAGAGUGGGGGACAGAGAGAGAGAGAGAGAGAUGGCGACCAUGAACCCUUUCGAUAUCCUCGGCGACGACGACAACGAGGACCCCAGCCUGCUCGUCGCCGCCGCCAAGCCGGCCGAGAAGCCGAAGAAGGCCCCGGCCCAGGCCGCGCCGCCGUCGAAGCCGGCCGCCAAGCUGCCCUCCAAGCCGCUCCCCCCUACCCAAGCUGUGAGGGAAGCAAAGAGUGACGCUGGUCGUGGUUAUGGCCGUGGCCGUGGAGGUGGAGUUGGUCGUGGUUAUGGUCGUGGCCGUGGAGGCGGUCGUGGCUAUGACCAAGAUUCAGGGAACAAUGAGGGACCAGCUGGCGGCAAUAAUGACUUUUCUGGGGGUUAUAGAGCCUCGGAGGAAGGUGAUUCUGGAAAACCAUCUGAAAGGGGUAGUCGAGGUUUUUUCCGUGGAGGUCGCCCUGGUGGUUAUAACAACGGAGAAGCUGGUGAGGGAGAGCGUCCAAGAAGAGUAUUUGAACGCCGCAGUGGCACUGGACGGGGAAACGAGACCAAACGAGAUGGAGCUGGUCGUGGAAACUGGGGAACUCCUACUGAUGAAGUUGCUCCAGAGACUGAAGAACCUGUCAUUGAAGUCGAGAAAAAUGUGGGAUCUGAGAAGCAGUUGGCUGCUGAGGAUGGUGCAGAUGCUAGCAAGGAGAAUGCUGUGAAUGAACCAGAAGAAAAAGAGCCUGAAGAUAAGGAGAUGACAUUAGAAGAGUAUGAAAAGGUGCUUGAAGAGAAGAGGAAGGCAUUGCUUGCACUGAAGACUGAGGAGAGGAAAGUAGAGUUAGACAAAGAUUUGAAGUCCAUGCAACAACUUUCUAACAAGAAGGAAAACAAUGACAUCUUUAUCAAGCUGGGAUCUGAGAAGGACAAACGCAAAGAGGCUGCUGAGAAAGAAGAGAAAGCCAAGAAGUCUGUCAGCAUAAAUGAGUUUCUGAAGCCUGCUGAAGGGGAGAGAUUCUACAACCCGGGUGGUCGCGGGCGAGGCCGCGGCCGUGUUUCCAGAGGUGGUUAUGUUGGUGGCUAUGCUAGAGAUGUCUCUGCUCCUUCGAUCGAGGAUCGUGGCCAGUUCCCCUCCCUUGGUGGGAAAUGAGGCUUUACCACCGCAUACUUCAGGCUGAGAUACUUCAUGCUUGAAGUCGGGACCUCCCAGAAUGGUCGGGUAUUAACGGGAUUGAUAUUCUUCCUGUAAUAGAAACCUCUGAUGUUAUUUGUCUUUUUGAGUGUAAAAAUUUUAGUUUCUCCAUGGAUUUACUUUGGUUUUCUUUUGACUCGAAUCAGUUUUGAUUGUGUUAGGUGAGAAUGAAUUUAGUCUCUGAA
Molecule: messenger RNA, 1539 nt
Organism: Syzygium oleosum
Lineage: Eukaryota; Viridiplantae; Streptophyta; Magnoliopsida; Myrtales; Myrtaceae
Product: RGG repeats nuclear RNA binding protein A
Exons: 7
Coding region: 224-1312 (362 amino acids)
Cellular component (GO): cytoplasm; nucleus
Molecular function (GO): RNA binding
Source: RefSeq, a predicted model, not a curated record